CUCCGCUGCUCCGCUGUUCCCCUCCGCAGCCUUGACCCCCACUGUCACGGCGACCUCCGACAUAAAGGAAGAGAAGGAGAAGCAGGAGGAGGAGGAAGAGAGGACUGUCACUACAUUACAUGACCACAGAUAAGGGACUUUUUUCUGUGUUGGUCAGUUUGUGCUGUGAACCGUCAGAUUGGAUCCUUCCGCCGCUCCGCUAAACAUUUGUCGCGCGCGGUGUUUGUUCCUAAGCAGCGGACGCAUCCGCCAGCAGAGAGGAACAGAGGUUUGUUAUCAGCAUAGCUUUGAGUGGACCAGCAACAUCAAAUUGCUGACUAUGUCCACUGAAGUGAGAUCAUGACUUUACUCAACGAGUCAGAUGAGACUUCCCCUCCCUCCUUCCCUCUGUCCUACCUCGACGGCAAUUCCUCCAUCUUUGUCACCUCCGACCCCUCCUUGUCACCCGCCUCCUCACCCUCCUCAUCCUCGCUGACGUCCUCUAACUGCACCACCCCAUCGUCUGUGACCUCUCCUCCCUAUAACUUCUACGCGGUGCUGCUGGUCCUCCUGAUCUUCUUUGUGGUGUUUGGGAAUGUGCUGGUAUGUGUGGCGGUGUCACGAGAGCGCGCCCUGCAGACCACCACCAACUACCUCAUCGUGUCCUUGGCGGUGUCCGACCUGCUCCUUGCCACGUUGGUCAUGCCAUGGGGCGUCUACCUGGAGGUGGUGGGUGAGUGGCGCUUCAGUCUCAUCCACUGUGACAUCCUGCUCACUCUGGACGUCAUGAUGUGCACCGCCAGCAUCCUCAACCUUUGUGCUAUCAGCAUUGACAGAUACACAGCAGUUGCCAUGCCAUUGCUCUAUAACACCCGCUACAGUUCCAGGAGGAGGGUGGCUGUUAUGAUUGCGGUGGUGUGGUUUCUCUCCUUUGCCAUCUCCUGCCCUUUGCUGUUUGGACUCAACAACACUGCCACUAGAGAAGGCACCACAUGCAGCUUUGCAGAUCCGGCCUUCGUGGUUUACUCGUCGGUAGCCUCCUUCUACGUUCCCUUCAUUGUUACGUUGCUGGUGUACGCGCAGAUCUGCGUGGUGCUGCGCAAACGAGGCAGACGCACAGCCCCCCCACGCAGACAUGGCCUCCACACACAAAGCGCACCUGAGGCAGGGGACGGCCAUCGACACAGGAAGAAUAAGUGUACACAGCCAGAAGACGUGAAGCUGUGCACCCUCAUCCUCAGACCUGCCACCACCGCCCCCCAGCGCAAGAAAGUGAACCUACCCCCCUCCCUGUCUGUGUGUCAGACCCUGGUGAAGGAGGCGGUGGUCCAUCCCCUUGAACUGGAGCCGGGUCAGUUCCUACCACAGACUGAACAGAACUUACCUCCUCACGCUGCUCCACAAACGUCCUCCCAUGCGGGUCGAGCCAGGAUCUCCCUGUCCAUCUCAGUAGGACCUACGCCGGUCCUUCCUUCAAACAUGACCAGAUCGACCCUGACGCCUCGGCCCCCGACUCUGGAGGACGGUAUGAGGGGCCGCGAGGGAUGGAGGGAGCGCAGCGGAGGCAGAGACAAGUGGGGGAUCACCAAGGAGAGGGUGAGGGGGAGGCUGUCGCAGCAGAAGGAGAGGAAAGCCACACAGAUGCUCGCCAUCGUGCUCGGUGUGUUCAUCAUCUGCUGGCUGCCUUUCUUCUUAACCCACGUGCUGAAGGCCCACUGCCGGAGCUGCUGUAUUUCCCCUUCGCUGUACAGUGCUGUCACCUGGUUGGGGUAUCUCAACAGCGCUGUCAACCCUGUCAUCUACACCACUUUCAACAUCGAGUUUCGCAAAGCCUUCAUCAAGAUCCUGCACUGUUGAGAGUCAGAGAGGAGAGACGGAGUCAAAUGUCAGGAAAGAAACGUGCUUUAAUCCUGGAUUCAGAUCAGAGGUGAGAGAGUGAGGGUAAGGAAGGGGGGAGGGACAGGAAGGGAGGGGACGACACAAUGGACGUGUACAACUUAGGAGACAAAGUGAAUAAAAAUUAAAGAUGAAAGAACGCAGCCUCUUAGACAAGACUGAGAAGACAGAAAACAUGGCAUACAGAGGGAAGAAAACCAGUCAAAGAGACUACAAGAUAAACAGAAAGAAGCAGAAUCUGACACGGAAAGACAGCGACGACAGACACAAACCAGCUGGAGAUGUUUAUGGAAAAAAGGCGUGCGCUGAGUUGUGUACAUAAAGGGAAUAUGUGAAGGCUGGCGAUGUCCCCGCAAUAUUCCCACUGAUGGACGGCACACAUCAGAUGAAGAAGUUGGGACUGUUUUUCAGACUUUACUGAACUCUUAACUUGUGUCAGACUCUUCAUUGUUGUAUUUUCCUGUAAUCUAGUUGAAAGAUACUGUGUUAUUUGUUCACAUGUGUUUGUCUUUUUCUCAGAGGAGAACGAAAAGGGUGACGUAAGACUUCAACGCAAACUACGUCUUUUUCUUUGAACGCCUCAGGCUCUAUCGUUUUUCACACUUUUUGACAGCUGACUGACAUUACAUCAAAGGAGGAACAUUAUUGAUUCAGACACUGACUACGUCUCCAGUGAAUGAAGAUAGGUUUCCUCCAGUGUAAUGUGAACAUUCUCCGCACCACGUAAGAGUGUGUACAUGUCAUAUUUACUCUUGUAAAUAGUCCAUUUGCUGCAUUAGAAGUAGCAACUCAACUGCUGUACAUAAAAUCAAUAACAAUAAUAAAGAAAAUUCUUUUGAUCA
Sphaeramia orbicularis (orbiculate cardinalfish) is the source of this 2717-nucleotide messenger RNA. RefSeq names its product D(2) dopamine receptor-like. Gene Ontology annotation, cellular component: presynaptic membrane; glutamatergic synapse; plasma membrane. The coding region runs from base 340 to 1836 and encodes 498 amino acids. Gene Ontology annotation, biological process: adenylate cyclase-inhibiting dopamine receptor signaling pathway; regulation of dopamine secretion; negative regulation of adenylate cyclase activity. The record is from RefSeq and is a predicted model, not a curated record. The transcript has 9 exons. Lineage: Eukaryota; Metazoa; Chordata; Actinopteri; Kurtiformes; Apogonidae. Gene Ontology annotation, molecular function: dopamine neurotransmitter receptor activity, coupled via Gi/Go; G protein-coupled receptor activity.